Molecule: messenger RNA, 3548 nt
Organism: Chlamydomonas reinhardtii
Lineage: Eukaryota; Viridiplantae; Chlorophyta; Chlorophyceae; Chlamydomonadales; Chlamydomonadaceae
Exons: 10
Coding region: 285-2813 (842 amino acids)
Cellular component (GO): chloroplast
Source: RefSeq, a predicted model, not a curated record
GACACGUUUCAGGGGCUUAGGGAUGCUUGAGGGAGGACCAAGCGGUGCAACAGGCCCAAGUCGCGUCGAGCAGCUCCCAAGUCACUGAGCACAGUGUUAUAGAAUCUCAACGCACAAAGCAGUCACAAAUGGCUAGAGCACGCGUUGAAGCUUACAUGCAAGCAAAAGUGUUGUGAUUGGCGAGGUCGCCCGACAUAACACCCCAAUCCAUUGCUCACAACUUUGAGCCAUUCUGUCACUGUCUGGGCUCCGCUCCCUUCGCGCGUCAGUGACAAGGACGAGGAAUGUCCGCCCUGAACCUUCGUUCGUCUAGGCUGCAGGCGCCUCGCGGCGCGGUGCAGCGUGGUGCUGCCAUUGUGCCAAAGGCAGUGCAUAAUGAUUCUCCUAGCGCCCUCGUCGCUGGUCUUGCCUCAGUGGUGCUGCUGUCGAGCGCGACGCCUGCCUUUGCCGAGGAACUGCCCGCGGUCGCUGUGUCACAGGAGGUUGUCAUCGAGCUCUCGGCGGCUGCAGGCAGCGAGGCUGCUGUGCAGCUGGUCACGGCGCCUGCGAUCCAGGAGGUUGUGAGCGACAUUGCUUCUGCAGCCGCCGUGGCGGAGGCGCCCGCCGCAGCAGCAGCCCCGUCUGCCGCCGCUGCACCAACCACCGCGGCCGACGCCGACGCCGGUCUGGGCUCGGACCUACGCAGCCUGCUGCUGCAGACCCUGGCGGCGGUGGAGGGCCGGUCGGCGCCCAAGCAGCAGGAGCCAGCGCCGGCGCCAGCCGCAGCCCAACAGCCGGCGCAGCAGCGACAGCAGCCAGAGGCGCCGCCGCCCAUAGCAUCCAGCUCUGCAGCCCGCGAGGAGUCCCAGGCGGCGGCGGAGGCGGAGGAGGCGGUUGCAGCGGCUGCGGAGGAGGCGGGAGCUGCUGUGUCGCAGGCGUCAGCCUCGGACAGCAGUGCGGAAGCCGGGGCGGUACCAGACGUGACCCCAGUCGAGGCAGCGACAGAACCGGCAGCUGCCAAGGAGGUGGCGCAGGAGGAGGCAGGGGCCGAAACCGCAACAGCACAGCCGGCGGAAGCCGAAGCGGCAUCAGCCGGCGAGCCGCCAGCCACUGAACCUGCCGUUGCUGCCGCUGCCGCCGGUGCUGCUGUCAAUGUCAACGCCGACACCCCUGCCACCACUGCCGCCGCGCCUGACUUGCCCGCGCCUGUUGCAGAGCCCGCAGUGGCGGUGGUCGAGGAGGUGCAGCAGGAGGCGGUGACGGAGGCGGCGGCGGAGGUGCAGGAGGAGGCGGUGGAGGAGGCCGCUGCCGCCGCCCCAGCUGAGGAGGAGGCGCCGGCGCCUGCGCCUGUGGAGGCGAGCGCGGCUGCCGCCGCCCCGGCUGGCGAGGAGGAGCCUGCGCCGCCCGCCCCCGUGGCGGUUGAGGAGGUGGCAGUGCCCGAGCCAGAGCCCGUGCUCGCGGCAGCUGUUGAGGCUGCCGUGGAGGAGGUGGCGGCGGAGGCGCCCGCGCCGGAGCCCGUGUCGGCGGUUGAGGCGGCGGUAGAGGCGGUUGAGGCGGUGGUUGAGGCGGCGGUGGUGCCGGUGCCUGCCGCGCCCAUCACGGAGCUGGUUGAGGAGUCGCCCUUCGCCGCGCCCGAGGCCAUCGUGCCCGCGGAGCCGCCCAUGCCGGAGGCGGCGGCCGAGGCCGCCGCCGCCAGCGCCGCCGCCACCGCCGUCCUGGAAGCGGUGGUGGAGCCCGUGACGGAGGCGGCGGAGGCGGCCGGCGCCGCCGCCGCCGCGGCCGCCACCGCCGCCACCACCGCCGCGACCACCGCCGCCGCCAGCGCCGCCGCCGCCGCCGCCUCGCCGUCGGUUGACUUCCAGGAGCUGCUGGCCGGCAUCACCGCCGCGCUGAGCGCCGCCUCCGGCUCCGCCGCGGGCGCCGACGGCGCCGCCGCCGCGCCGGCUCCUGAGGACGUGGAGCGCGUGACGUACCUGGCGCUGGGCUCGGCGGCGGUGACGUUCGCGCUGACCUUCUUUGUGGCCCCGCAGUUCCGCAGCUCCUUCAAGGAGCCUGUGGACUGGCGGGAGAUGUACAAGGUGCUGGUGGCGCGCGGCGGCGUCAAGACCGUGACGCCGCAAGAGGCGGCUAAGCGGGCCAAGAGCGGCGCGGUGCUGCUGGACGUGCGGCUGGCUGAUAAGGCCGCCGCCCGCGCCGCACUGCCCUCGCUCAACCUGCCGCUGUACCGGCCCAUCACCGGCUCCGGCCUGGCCGCCAACAUCCGCCGCGUGGGCUUCGCCUUCUUCGGCAUCUUCGGCACCGAGCUGAACCCCAACUUCGUGGCUGAGGUGGCGGCCAAGAUCCCCAAGAACAAGGAGGUGAUUGUGCUGUGCGAGAGCGGCGGCACGCUGGAGAACAAGCCCGGCACCCAGUUCGGCUUCCAGUCGCGCUCGCUCAAGGCCGUGUACUACCUGACCAUGGCCGGCUACACCAAGGUGGCGCACAUGAAGGGCGGCCUGGGCGAGUGGGAGCGCGAGGGCCUGCCCACCACCGCCGCCCCCGAGCCAGUGGCCGCCGCCGCCUCCAAGCCCGAGCCCGCCUCCAAGCCCGCCUCCACCCGCGGCUCCAAGCCCACCAGCCAGGCGGGCAGCCAGGCAGGGAGCAAGGCGGGCAGCCAGGCGAGCAGCAAGGCUGGGAGCCAGGCAGGCAGCCGGGCUGGCAGCCAGGCGAGCAGCAAGGCUGGGAGCCAGGCAGGCAGCCGGGCUGGCAGCAGCAAGGUGGGCGGCAGCGGCAAGACGCCCAGUGCCAAGGACCUGGUCUCGGCGGUCAACCGCACCUUUGGUGGCCGCAAGUAGAGGCGAGGGAGUUUGGAAUCGGAGGCAGAGGGCAGGCGAGAGCGGAGCUGAGUGCCAGUGAGGUGGUCGGGCCAAUGCGGCGAUCAUAGUGGGUGUGGCAACAUCAGGGGCGCAAUGACACGGAGGAGCGGCGCGAUCACACGGCGUGCAGGCGUGCGUGCGCGCAGAGGUCGUGGGUUUUAGGGAGUGGCACUGCGCCGUGAAGGGGUGCCGGUGGGUGGCGCGCGAUGGGGCGUUGUGUUGCUGUAGUGGUCGUGCGGUGGUGCGGUGGCGGGAGGCGACCACGCAGCGCCCGCGGGUGGGGGGCGUGCGGAGCCUGAGGUGCUUUGUGGAUGCCAUGUGCGCGAUGUGGCUGUGAGCAGGAGCGGAGCGAGCUGAGAGCGUUGGAGGGUGGGGUUAGACUUGUAUGUGUGUGUUUUGUUGGCAGACUGAGAGGGCUUGUAGACGUAGGAUAGGCCGAGUGUUAUGGAUGAGCGGUAUGAGAUUGAUAGGUGAACGGCUUUCAUGAUAUUAAUUGCGGAUGGGAGGUGGUGGGACCUUGGCUAGCGCCAUGCGGCUGCCGUGCGCAGUGCUGACAUGUGCGGGUUCGCGCAAGCCGGCUAAUGCCAUGCGUGGCAGCCUAGCAGGAUAGGAUGCUGGAGCCAGGGGGGGGGGUAGGAAACAAAGUGCCAGACCCCAUGCCCCGAAAUCCCCCGGGACCCCCCUUGAGGGGACGACCGACCCCCCGACGGACAA